Molecule: messenger RNA, 5659 nt
Organism: Amoebophrya sp. A25
Lineage: Eukaryota; Dinophyceae; Syndiniales; Amoebophryaceae
Source: the annotation of a GenBank genome assembly
CUACUAAGUAGAAGGGCCUACUUGUACGAGAGGAAGAAAGAGACAAAAAGGACGACAGAUAGGGCCUACUUGUACUUUGUACAAAAAGGACGAGAGCUUUAGAGAGAGUAUGGCCACCUCACGUAGUAUAUAUUUCUCAGAUACAUAUAAACCUUUUUCCUCCUUAAAGCCUAGUUUUUCCUCCUUAAAGCGAGUCGUGGCAUUUCGACGUUCCUAUAAGACGCUUCUACGUUAAGGGCUCGGACUAGCUAGCUGAGCGAGAUAUUGCAAGAGAGGAGGAAAAGGUUGUCCGACGAGAGACAAAAAGGACGAGAGCUUUAGAGAUAGAGUCCUGUGGAGGUAAAAAAGAUGGAAAGCCUGUAACGAAUAAAUUCCUAUCCGAUCCUCUCCGUAUCCGGAUAGAUAAGACUUGGUAGUCCCUCUGUGGCUGCAUACAUUCGCUUGAGGAUACAGGUCAAACUGUGGACGGCGAAAAAAAUCGUAUCCUAUCCUAAACCUGAGUGACGCUCCAUGCGGAUCACUUUUCUGGAGACCAACGCCAACAUCGAGGAAAUUACUACUCUAGUAUCCAUUAAUAUAUUCAAGUUUCAAGAUUUGCAUACUGACUCCCAGAGUUCUUCUUGUCAAUCUUGAGAAUAUUCGUCACGUCAGAGUCCUACAACAUAAAAGGAUGAAAUCCAACACCUCGAGCAGGAGCACUGCCACCGGUGUUCAUCUCUCACCUUCUACUACGAUGAGCGCGUCAGCCGCAGGUACAAGCACGUCUACGAUGAGCGCGUCAGCCGCAGGUACAAGCACGUCGUCGUCACCUUCUACUACGAUGAGCGCGUCAGCCACAGGUACAACUACGAUGAGCGCGUCAGCCGCAGGUACGUCGUCGUCAACCUCCUCUCCGCUUCCGCAGACAAGCUAUGCUAAAACCGGCAUAACUUCAUCUGAACUAGCAAAGCACAACACCAAAGACGAUUUGUGGUUAUCCAUCAGUGGAGAGGUCUAUGAUCUGACAAAAUUUGCCAAGCUUCAUCCAGGUGGCCGCGUCACCUUGUUGCCGUUUGCGGGAAAGGAUGCUACAGAAAAGUUUUACGAGUUACAUGCGAGCGAAAUUUUGAACAAGUAUCACACAAAGUUGUGGGUUGGGACGCUUGUGAAAGUUAAGGGUUAAGUACCAAAUAAUUACAAUUGCAUUCUUCACUCCCAUCCUUCACUUGUUUCCCAGUAGGAAAGAAGUCAGGGCGGACGUUCUUCUGACGAAUGUAAAAAUGUCGCAGCGGCCUCUAAUAGAGAACAGCGAAGAUCACCUUCCACCUCAGCAGCACAAGAAGAGUCUUCAACAGCAGCAGUUACAAGUACAACUUCAACAACAGCAUCUUCGUCUUCCUUCCUAGAAUCCGCCAACUCUUUCCCGCCGUUGUCCUCCGUCCCCUAUGCGGAAAUCCACGCUUUUCGGGAGGGGUGGGCGCAAUCGCCAUGGAUGGAUGAGUCGCAUGCGUCUGCAUACGCAGACUUGAGGAACUUCUGUUUUGGACAGCUUAGAUUAAGGCUCAACUUUCAAUGGUCAUGCUUGGGGUUGGUCACUGAGAUCGAGGAGGCGACCCCUUGAGGAAAGAUGGGGGGAAAACGAAGGGAAAGGGGAGAGCUUUAUAGGGGGUCUCUCUCGUUCAGCUUCAGUGGCCAUUGAGUGCUGAGCUUUAAUUAGACCACUCGGAGAAGCGGAUGAGAGAAGUGGCGCUUAUCCGAGUCUAGAACUGUAUCAGCAAAUGGGCAGAUCGGGUUUACUUGCAGCAAGAAUCGGAACUGCUUGUAUGGAGGUAUCGACUUUUUGGUGGAGUCCCUUGUUGUUGUUGUUGUUGUUGUACCUACUAUGGAAGUCAUGAUUAGGUGAUGUCGCUGGUGCUUCUGUUGUUUUACUCUCGUCUUAAUAUCAUAGAUAUCUGCAGCUGCAUCGCGAAUUACUGUCCUCCAGAGAAAAAAUGUAACCAAUCAACCACACUACCACAGACUGUCGCCCCCCUAGUAAAGUCUGGUCGUAUUCGAUUGCCUGGCGGUGUAGAACCUGAGAAAUUCGAUGCCUUCCAUGAAAUGCUUGCCCACAUGGUUGUGGGUCAGAUUGGGUAUCCUGGAUUCGCUGACGGCCUAGGUGGUGGUUUUUGCAUUGGAUUACCUCCAGUUCUGCAUUUCGCCCAACCCAAUGUGAUCGACAAAGUCGUUCCUGCUUGUCUUCUCGGAGAUAAACGCAUAUGCUUGGCAAUUUCUGAGCCAACUGCAGGAAGCGACGUUGCUGCUAUUGAGAUUAUGGUGAUCACAGGAAAGCCACUUAAAAAGUACAACGAUAGCAGGUAGCAAUAGCAUGAAGUUUCUCGGAAGUUUUUCUUCUGCUGCUCAUCAUAAGUACUUAGUUGUUUCUAAAGCUGAAGAUGCAGCAACAGGGUCAUCACGUCUACUUGUAAACUUGAAGUGACCGCGUUAGUGACUGCGAUAAGAGAGCUAGCUUCCACCUUCUUGUUCAGUAUCUUAGCGAUUUCAGUUUUUCGAAUAUUCAUAGCUACAAGUAAAAAGCAAGAUGAAGAAGCAAAAACUAAUCCUCCUCUAACCAUUCAACCGCUCGCAAAAGCGAGUGUGGCAAGUUUUACAUUGUGAAUGGGAUUAAAAAAUGGAUCACGAACGGAAUGUUUGCUGACUAUUUCGUGACUGCUGUCCGCACAGGUAAACAAGGCGUCCGUGGCAUCUCACUCCUACUCAUCGAAAGGGUUAAGUUAUGUGAUAAUUGGCAUCUUCUUCUGUGGUUCUCGUUUCCUAUCUUUCUUGCCCAUGCCCGACAAAGUGAUCGAUAAAGAGACUCGAAAGUAAAAAGCAAGAGCAAUCCUGUUGAAUUUGAAUGAUGAAGUCAAUCUACUACCAAGUUAACGUAUUCAAGUGGUAAUUGUGACGCAUCAAUUUCUAGCGUCAUCUAAUCUCUGAUCCCGCAAAGGAUCUUGGCGCUCCAGCAAGCAGUGGAGUGGUAGAGACGAGGCAGAUUACCACGAGCUACGCUAAGUGUGCUGUUAUGGUGGUCAGUUUUUAUCCAUCUGGCCCAGCAUCUCUUUGGUAUCGUCUUAGACUUGUUCCCAUAGACUAUAAUAAAACGUAAAGAGUAGAGAGCAGGCAGUAUCCUCUUGUUCCGAUAAGAGAACACAACCAGGGAAAUAAAGGUAGUAUCCGAUCGAGAUAAAGUAGGGACAAGAAUGGAAUGAACUCAAACACACUCUAAUGCUGGAACGGCCAUGGUACAUUUUGAGGAUGUCUAUGUGCCAGUGGAGAACCUGUUAGGUGAAGAAAACAAGGGUUUCAAGUGCAUCAUGGCCAACUUCAACCACGAAAGAUGGUACAUUUAUGAACAUCAAGAAAUGAUAAAGAUCACUACAACAUCUUCACAGUACUAAGAAAAACAACUGCCUUGAUCAUCAAGUAGCGGACUUUCACUUUUAUUUCUCGACUCUUUUCCUUACAAGAUGGAACUUCCACGUGCACCUCCUAGUACUCUUAAAAGAUAGCGCUUCCUCAGCUUCCUCUUCCUACAAGACUAUAGGAAGAAUCUUCCUACAAGAUUAUUGUAGCUGCACUUCAUCAAAAUCUCUAGAUUAUAAGAACACUUCCUCAAAGCCUCUCUCUUCUUGUUCUAAGCUCCUUGUUGUUCGGUUCAAGGCGCCAUGCGGGGACUGCUGACCGAGUGCUUUAAGUGGGCAACUCAGCGCAAGGUGUUCGGCAAGCGGCUGAUAGAAGAACCUGUUAUCCGUCAAAAAUUAGGGAAGAUGACAGCUGCAGUUGAGGCCAAUGGCGCUAGUUUGGAGGCGUUGACCUAUCAAAUGUUAUGGUGUUGUGGCCUGUGUGUGUUUCAAGUUUAUUUUGAAGAGUAAGUCUAAGUAAGUAGAGUAGUAUUGGACGUACUUACUUACUUACUUACUUACUUACUUACUUACUUACUUACUUACUUACUUACUUACUUACUUACUUACUUACUUACUUACGGGACGUUGGAUCAUGAUCUUCAUGAUCGAGACGCCAGCUCCUGAAUAAAAGACGAGUCAAUAUUUAGUUCUUUGGUUGAGAUACUUACAACAUACAACUACUAGUACUAGUGCUAUUACUGAUCACGAUCAGCAAAUGCAAAUUUUCAAGAUGUCGUAACAACUUCACGACUAAGCACCAACAUCCUGAUCCUUCCCCUAACAAUGCUAAAUGAAUGAAUUUGAACAACCUGACAUUCUCUAAACAUUCGGGAAUUGGACUACUUUUCUCAAGCAGUAAAACUAGCGGGACCCAUUUCGCUGUUGAAGUAUAACAGUACGCGCACAAUGACCUUGUUGGCAGACGAAGGCUGCCAGAUCUUUGGUGGCCGGGCAUUGACCAAGUUAUGACGAGACGAAUAUUGUGUUUUUUGUACUUGUUGAACGGAGCGAGUACCACUACUAAAAUUCUAAAACUGGAUUAGGUAUAGGCUACCCGUUAUCUCCGCUCUAUUCUCUCUGCUUCAAAGCUUAUUGAGUCUUCACUUUCUUCUAGCCCUAGGAAACAUGUCUAUUCAAUCACUUUCUCCUAACAUUUGGCGGAAUGGGUGGUCGCGUCAUGCAUGUUUGAUUAUUGAAUCUCCACUUUCUUCUCUAACAUUCGGCGGCAUGGGUCGUUUCAUGGAAGGUUUCCAGACGGCGUAUAAAUUUGCAUCCAUCCUCGGAGGCUCAGAGGAGAUUAUGGCUGACCUUGCUAUCAGAAUCGCCACGCGAGAAUGGCCGAAAGAAGCGAGGUUGUAAUGCGAGAAUGGCCGAAAGAAGCGAGGUUGUAACAAGCCGCUCGCGUUCGUGCGUCGUUAAAUGGAUUAUAGCAUCCUACCCUAAGCGGUGGAGCAAGUGCAAGGAUAGAUAUAUCAAGCAGGUCCGUCGCGUGAACAAGGUGAAGAGUUUACUGAAGCAGGUCGUUAUGUUUUACAGCAAGGCAAGUUAAAGCUGUUUUAGUUUUACUUAUCUUGCUUUUCCAUAAUAUCAAAAUUAUGCAUGUGAUUCACAAUACAUCACUCGCAUUCCAAUAAGUAUACAAAGAAAGGGAGGAGAGCGAGAGGGAAUUUGAUAUCUUUAGUUUUAGAUAGAAAACGUUCCAUGAUAUCAUAUUUAGUAGGGGAGUAGCUCAGACCUUUGUAAGUGUAUUUCAACUAGGAUGUUCCAUAACCAUAUUAGAUGAAUGCGUCAUAAUGUAGCCUAGCUGCCGCAGAACUCGGCUCAUCAUAAUUUGAACAAAUUGUGAAAACAUGAAAAAAUUUUUGCUUGUACAUCUACUUCUAGGGUAAGCUGUUUUGAUACUAGAUGUACAUCUAGAACAGAUUCAAGCAGUGAGUUCUACUCAUCUGCUUCAAAACUUAUUCUGCAAGCAUGAAGAUGGCGGGGGCACAUUCAUACAUCUACGUGCUGGGGUAAACAAGUGCACACGACAGGUUCAUGUUUUCGGUUUCAUCGAGAAGCAUGUGAGAUCUCGCUGAUGUCAUAGUCUUAGUCGUGACCAAGACCAAGAGCAAGACGAGCAAGACUAAGUAUAUUAUCUCCAUGGGAAUUCUCAUCUUGAUCUUGUGGAUGAUUGAGUAAUGCAGGAAGUCUAUUUUAUUCAGGGCUAUUCCUGCACACGAGGCAGAGAACUC